AUGUCAGAUCACUCAUUUUCAACAUCCCUCUGGGGCAUAUCCAGUGUGCAAACUUUUGGAAUGGCCACUACUCUAGCUCUGCUCGUUGUUUUGACGGUCAUUCCUAAGCUGGCCCUACGGACAUACCGCAUACACAUGCAUCCCCUGAAAUCUUUCAAGGGUCUCCCAGAGGCAUGCGUUUCGGAGGACUGGCUAUAUAAGGUCACGAAGAGCGGCGCUGCUGAACAAACAUUUGAAGCUCUUCAUCAAAAGUACAACACGAAGGCCCUCCGCAUCGGACCAAACGAGCUUCAUAUUACCGAUAUUGAGCUGUACAAAGUGAUCUACAAUCAGUCCAAGCCAUUCCUCAAGCACGGCCCAUUCUAUAACGGAUUCAACAUACCCCACGCUGUGUUUGCGGAACUUGAUCCUGACCUGCAUACAGAGCGUCGACGCAUGCUAAGCCCUUUGUUCUCAAAGGCCGGAGUUUACAAGUUAGAACCCCUAAUCCAUGAGAAGAUAUACAGACUGUCAUCCAAGAUCAAUCGCCUCUGUGGCUCUAAGGAGAUUGAUAUGUAUAAUGCAGUUCGCCUCCUGACGACAGAGAUUAUCACAGAAUUUGCCUUCGCCAAAUCACCAGACCUCAUUGAGGAGAAGAGUGAUGAAAUGGAUUCAUGGUUCCUUGAUGCUUUCGACAUUGGCUCCCAGAGUGUGGUCGAUUUACAGUACAGGGCACUUCUUCGAAAACUCGUCAUGGAAGUACUUCCCGUUGGUAUUAGCAAACUUCUGAACCCCAAGCUUGCCAAUAUUAUUAAUCUGCAAAAGUAUGCGGGAGAUUGUAUUAGGAAUUGGCGGAAGUCGUCGGAGAGCUCUUCUCAUCCUGUUAUCUUCGACAGCCUUCACUCAAUUUCAGACUACGCUAAAGUUUCUGAGGCUAUGGAUAUUCUUAUCGCCGGUGCUGAUACAACGGCAUCUACCUUGACAACUGGGUUUUAUCACAUUCUCUCCAAUCCAAAGUUGAAGGAACGCCUUGUGCGGGCAGUCGACAAGGCCAUACCAGAGCCCGGAUCACUAACGUCACUCCAAUCUUUGCAGAAAGUGGAAUACUUGACGGCAUGUGUGAAAGAAUCAAUCAGGGUUGGUGUAGCUGUACCUGGGCGUCUCCCUCGUGUCGUCCCCAAUGGAGAUCCUUUUGUUGUUGAAGGAAAGGUGGUCCCCCCAGGUACAAUCGUUGGAAUGUCAGCGUACACCAUGAAUAAUUCUGUCGAUGCAUGGGGAUCAGAUGCCCAUGAGUUCAACCCUGAUCGUUGGAUCGGGCCCUCGUCCAAGGAUUUGGAACAGUGGCUAUGCACAUUUUCCAAAGGUGCAAGAAUGUGCUUAGGGCAAACUGUUGCGCCAGUUGAGAUGACCCUCGCAUUUGCUUACUUGUUCCGCAAUUACGAGCUGAGCCUUCCCAACGGACAUGUGGCACCGAAAGGGUUUGAUCGCUUUACCUUACAGUACGAAAAGCCGGGAUUGCCUGUUGUUUUCAAACCUCGUCGAUGA
Penicillium vulpinum is the source of this 1524-nucleotide messenger RNA. RefSeq names its product cytochrome P450. Gene Ontology annotation, molecular function: iron ion binding; heme binding; monooxygenase activity. NCBI's taxonomy places the organism in Eukaryota, Fungi, Ascomycota, Eurotiomycetes, Eurotiales, Aspergillaceae. The transcript is spliced from 7 exons. Bases 1 to 1524 code for a protein of 507 amino acids. The record is from RefSeq and is a predicted model, not a curated record.